Molecule: messenger RNA, 1810 nt
Organism: Anopheles cruzii
Lineage: Eukaryota; Metazoa; Arthropoda; Insecta; Diptera; Culicidae
Product: coiled-coil domain-containing protein 149
Exons: 5
Coding region: 71-1687 (538 amino acids)
Source: RefSeq, a predicted model, not a curated record
ACAACAAUCGGAUUGCAAUGAGAGGGACUUAGUGCUACAGGUUCAGGAUUAUUGUAGUUACCCGGUCAAGAUGGCCAGUGGAACGAUGGCGAAAGGUAGAAGAGUUUCUUCCGGUGGCGCUGUUCCCAAGCAGCAGCAGCAACAUAUGGACACCGAGGGCGACGAGCACGAGUACAUGGCCCUCAGUCGCAAAUUGCAGAGCAAGGUGGAAGCGUUGAAAAUACUGCGCUACGAGCUGGAAAAGUGUCGUACCGAGCGGGACCAAUUUAAGCUGAUGGCCGAAACGAUCCAGCUGCGCUACUCGGCCAUCAAGAACAGUCUCAACUCGCCCGACUUUCAAGCGGCUGGCUUCGGCAACAGUUCCGCCGUUAGCUUACUCGUGAAGCAGACACGCGAACGCAGCGAAGCCCUCACGACGGAGGUCGAAGCGCUCAAGCAACGGCUGUACGAUCUCGAGGGCGACAUAAAGGUGAUACGCGCGCGAAAUGUAGAACUACAGGACACGUGCGGCAAACUGCGGACUGCGAACGAUUCCCUCCUGACGGCCACCGGUGAUAAGACGUGGCAGUCCGAAAAGUCACAACUGAUCGCCCAGCUGGAGGCGCUGCGCAAACGGAACGCUCAGCUUCAGUACGAUUUUCGUUCGUUACUUGACGAAAAAGAGGAAACCGUGACCGAGCGGGAUGCAUACAAGUGCAAAGCGCACCGCCUGAACCACGAGCUGAACGUGGCGUUACGGGGAACCAACGGCGGUGGUCAAGAGUCACCGGAGCAACAGAAACAGCCCCUGCUCGACAUCGACGGGCUCAUACUGGAGAACAAAUAUCAAGCGGAGAAGAUUGUGAACGUCGAAAACGAGCUCCUUCUGGCACGGCAAGCGGCCAGCAAGUAUAAGUCCAUGCUGGAAACUAACCGAAAGAAGGGGAUCAUUAAGUUUGGCACUAACAACAAUAACAAAACGAUCAUGUCUCACUCACAAGUUAAACACCUGCUGGAGAACGGGACCGUCGACGAGCUACCGUUGAAGGCGGCGACAAUAUCCGACCUAAAGUCACUCUGCUUGGCGCUGCUGGACAAUGUGAACGACAAAAGCCUCGCACUGGCCCACCAAAAACGGACCAACAAACUGUUGGCCACCAAAAUAGCCGAACUAGAGCAGCGCAUCAAAAUGCUUGCCGGGUGUGACGACCGAACGACACUUGCUUCGCUUUCGCCUUCGCAGUACCUCCUGAACGGGUACAGCUCGGCCACGGUAGAUCAGGACCUGGACGCGGAGGCGUUGAUCGGUCGCCAGCGGAAGAAGGCCGCAUCGGAGGAAAAUGAAACGCUUCGAGAUCAGAUGAUGCCUCCGGAGGGGCAAAGUUCGAGUGGUCCAUCGCACGGAAGUGGCCAGCGUACGGAACCGCUGUCGUCGAGCUCGAACAAAAGCGCAUUGCUCAGCUGUUCCGAUGACGACGGCGACGACGAUCGCGAUGGUGACGGUGAAAUCGAAAAUGGCGGUCGGCGGACGGCUGACAGUUCGACCUCGACUGCUUCCAACACCGCCGAACUGAAGGCUACCAUCGCACAGCUCGUGGCCACGGUCGAGCGUGAGUUCGAUCCUAACGAACCGAUACCGCCCCUUCCGGACGACAUCGUGGCGCUAAUUGAACAAUUUCGGCAAGCCCCGGGCGAAAGUAGCCCCUGAACUCCUGCUGCCCCCAGAUAUUCUGUUACUCCGUUUGAAAAGUGUAUCCCGAUUCUGUUUUGUUUGGCGCGAUCAGUGGCGAGGGUAAUCAGAACCGCCUGUAUCCGACUAACUAUUGACGUU